CACUUUAAAUCGUGAGUGUUUCUUCUUAAUUCAACGAUUAGUGCUUUUUAUUCACUUAAGCCCUCCCACCUCAACGAUGAGUGUUCCUAACCAGCAGCUUGAUCGUUGGAUUAAGAAGGAACACUCACGAUUUAAAGUGCUCGUAUGAGUACGUUCGUCGGGUGAGCACGAGAUACGUAAUAGUUAGUAGAGAUGUGUACGAUCUGCUCUAGAGGUAACCAGCAGGAUUCCACGACCUCUGUUCGUACAGGAGUCCGGAAGAGCCCAGAACGUUCUAUCGUGCGCCUGCGAACGUGGGCCCAACACGUCAGACGGAAGAAUGAACAACAUCUCUGGCAACUCCUAGAACGUUCACGGCCACACCCCGCACCACGGCGGCCCGCCCCGCCGCCCCCGGCCCUCGUACCCGGUGAGAUAUAUCGCCGCCUUCCCUCGCGAAACCACUCGUGGAGACAACGACGACGAGUGACGACUACGACGCGAGAAGUCGAGGGGCAGCUUCGUGCUAGGACCGAGCUUCAGGAGGUCUCCAACGGCAACGGCCCCGCCCCGCGCCACCGCCCCCCGCAGGGACUGAUUGCUAUUAGAGAUCUAUUUGGUAGUGGUCAGCAGCUGAGGGUGAACCGAAGAUGAGCGUUGUGGGAUUCGACCUCGGCAAUGAGAGCUGCAUCGUGGCAGUCGCGCGGCAGCGCGGCAUCGACGUGGUCCUCAACGAGGAGUCCAAGCGCGAGACCCCAGCCAUCGUCUGCUUCGGGGACAAGCAGCGGUUUAUCGGUACGGCCGGUGCCGCGUCCUCAACCAUGAACCCCAGAAACUCCAUCUCUCAGAUCAAGCGCCUGCUCGGCCGCAAGUUCUCCGACCCGGAGGUGCAGAGCGAUAUCGCCUCCUUCCCGUUCCGUGUCACGGAGGGGCCCGAUGGAUUUCCCCUGGUCCAUGUACGGUUCCUGGGUGAGGAGCGGACGUUCACCCCCACUCAGCUGCUUGCCAUGGUGCUGUCCAAUCUGAAGAGCAUUGCCGAGGGGAACCUGAAGACUGCGGUUGUUGAUUGCUGCAUUGGCAUCCCUGUGUACUUCACUGAUUUGCAGCGCAGGGCUGUUCUUGAUGCUGCUACUAUUGCCGGCCUCCGGCCUUUGCGGCUAUUCCAUGAGACAACUGCCACGGCGUUGGCUUAUGGCAUUUAUAAGACUGACCUCCCAGAGCAUGACCAGCUAAACGUCGCGUUUGUUGAUGUUGGUCAUGCUAGCAUGCAGGUCAGCAUUGUCGGUUACAAGAAGGGACAGCUCAAGAUGCUUUCACAUGCAUAUGACCGUUCUCUUGGCGGCAGGGACUUCGAUGAGGUCCUCUUCAAGCACUUUGUGGCAAAGUUCAAAGAAGAGUACAAGCUUGACGUCUACCAGAAUGCCCGCGCAUGCCUUAGGUUGCGUGUGGCGUGUGAGAAGAUUAAGAAGGUGCUGAGUGCCAACCCAGAGGCUCCACUGAACAUUGAGUGCUUGAUGGAUGAGAAGGAUGUGAGAGGGUUUAUUAGAAGGGACGAGUUUGAACACAUCAGUGCACCUGUGCUGGAACGUGUCAAAGGACCCUUGGAGAAGGCCUUGACUGAAGCUGGCUUGACAACUGAAAAUGUGCACAUUGUUGAGGUUGUCGGAUCUGGUUCUCGUGUUCCGGCCAUAAUCAAGAUAAUCACUGAAUUUUUUGGGAAGGAGCCAAGGCGAACCAUGAAUGCAAGUGAGUGUGUUGCACGAGGAUGUGCUCUUCAGUGUGCUAUGCUCAGCCCCACUUUCAAAGUGCGGGAAUUCCAGGUUAAUGAUGGGUUUCCUUUCUCAGUUGCGUUGUCAUGGAAACAAGAAUCCCAGAACAGUGCACCCCAACAGACCCUUGUAUUCCCAAAGGGGAAUGCAAUUCCGAGCAUUAAAUCUCUAACGUUCUAUAAAUUGAGUACAUUUGAAGUUGAUGUUUUGUAUGUGGGUACAGGCGACUCGCAAAUUCCACAAAAGAUAAGCACUUACACGAUUGGCCCUUUCCAACCCUCCAAAUGUGAGAAGACCAAGCUGAAAGUUAAAGUGUGUCUCAGCAUCCAUGGCAUUGUCACAGUGGAUUCAGCAAUGAUGCUGGAGGAGGAUGUGGAAGUUCCAGUCUCAUCUGCUAAUGAAGCUCUAAAGGAUACUACAAAGAUGGACACGGAUGAUGCACCAAGUGAUCAUGUUUCUGGAACUGAUGCGAAUAUGCAUGAGCAUAGAAGUGCUGACACUACUGAGGCUCCUGCUGAAAAUGGAGCACAAGAUUCUGAGGAAAAAUCUGUUCCAAUGGAAACUGAUGCAAAGGUUGAGCCAUCGAAAAGGAAAAUUAAGAAAACUUCUGUUCCGAUCCAUGAGUUGGUCUACGGCGCAUUGUCUGCCACUGACCUGCAGAAGGCUGUAGAGAAAGAGUAUGAGAUGGCUCUGCAGGACAGAGUAAUGGAAGAGACCAAAGAAAAGAAAAAUGCUGUGGAAGCUUAUGUCUAUGACAUGCGUAACAAGCUGUACGACAAGUAUAACGAUUUUGUCACACCCGAGGAGAAGGAAGGGUUGAUUGCAAAGCUUCAGGAGGUUGAAGAUUGGCUGUAUGAAGAUGGUGAGGAUGAGACAAAGGGAGUAUAUAUUUCUAAACUGGAAGAGCUUAAAAAGAUUGGCGAUCCAAUUGAGGCACGGCACAAGGAGUGGACGGAAAGGGGUUCCUCUGUAGAUCAACUGGUGUAUUGUAUCAAUAGUUUCAGAGAGGCUGCAUCGUCCAGUGACCAGAAGUUUGACCAUAUCGACAUAUCUGAGAAACAGAAGGUCAUCAAUGAAUGCUCUGAAGCAGAGAACUGGUUAAGAGAGAGGAAACAGCAGCAGGAUGCCCUACCGAAGCAUGCUAAUCCUGUGCUGCUCGUAUCGGAUCUGAAGAAGAAAGCUGAAACACUUGACCGGUUCUGCAAACCGAUCAUGACAAAACCAAAGCCGGCUCCAAAGCCACAGACUCCGCCACCACAACCUGAAACCCAAGCAUCUGAGCCUCAAACACCAGAGCAACAACAAAGCCGGUCUGGCGGAACUGGUGAGCCGAGGAGUGAGGGAGGUGUGCAGCAGGCCUCCGGUGAGCAAAUGGACAUGGACAAUCCUGAAUCUGCUGAUGCUGCCGCAUAAGUUUGGUUGCCAUCUCUAUCUUAUGAUCGAUCAAAAUUUUCUGUUAGUGUCUGGUAGGUGGAUGAGUUAAGGCGACACUAGCAUUCUCACAAGCGAUUUCGUUUUAGGCAGUUGGAUUGAGGUAUAUGCAUCUUGUCCAGCGUUGUUUAGAAAAAAAGUUAGGCAAAAUAUAGCAAGUUUUACAUAAACGUUACAUGAUCGAAAUGCACCAUCGGCUAUAAUCGGAUGUCGUGGAUGAUUCGGUCAAUUAUAAUUUGCACUUAGAUUCCUUGAGUUAGGCUGCGUCACAGCUCAGGUCAUACAUGUUUCUUUGAAGACUACAUGUUCUCGACAGAACGGAAAGCUAUUGGUUUUUGUGCGGAUAGAAUUUAAGCCUUUUUUACGUGGUGCACGUUGUGAAGUAAUUGCUUUGAGUCUCUUGUGAGCUGGUUUAACCGUUUAUGUUA
Messenger RNA from Zea mays, 3607 nucleotides. Its product is annotated as heat shock 70 kDa protein 14. Gene Ontology annotation, cellular component: nucleus; cytosol. Gene Ontology annotation, biological process: protein folding. Gene Ontology annotation, molecular function: ATP binding; ATP-dependent protein folding chaperone. The transcript has 10 exons. The record is from RefSeq and is a predicted model, not a curated record. Lineage: Eukaryota; Viridiplantae; Streptophyta; Magnoliopsida; Poales; Poaceae. Bases 630 to 3161 code for a protein of 843 amino acids.